AUGCUUGAUAGAUAUUUCAAAAAGUGUUCAAGUGUAAAUCAUCAGACAGGCAACGAUAACAAUAAAAAUAAUGAACCAAUGGGCAUUAUUAACAGGAGUAACGAGGGAUGUUCUAAGUUAGGAGUUGGUACGACUUCCAGGGAGCUAGAAAAUAUGGAUCGAGGAUGUUGUCUAGUCAAAGACGAAGACAGUACGAGUAGCUCAUGCACAGUUUGUAAGCUUGAGACUUUUGUUGAAAAGGACUGGAAAUUUCUGCUUGAAGAAGAGUUUAGAAAGGAUUACUUUUUGAAGAUAAAGAAAGCUCUUCAUUCCACGUCCAUUUUCUACCCGCCUAUUGAGAAAAUAUUCAAUUUUACACAUUUUUCUUCAUUUAAGGAUAUUAAAGUAGUUAUCAUGGGACAAGAUCCAUACCAUAACCCUGGACAGGCAAUGGGUCUUUCAUUUUCUGUUCCAAGAGGCAUAAAGAUACCACCAAGUUUAAUUAAUAUAUAUCAAGAGCUUUCUAAGGACAUUCCUGGAUUUGUCGCACCUGGCCACGGCGAUCUCACAGAAUGGGCAGCACAGGGAGUGCUAUUACUGAACGAUACUCUAACAGUUGAAAAGAACAAGCCAGCAUCACACUCAGAAAUUGGAUGGAAACGAUUUACGAAGAGAAUUCUAGAGUUGAUUAAUACCCGUCUGCAACAUGUUGUUUUUAUGUUAUGGGGUAAUCAUGCAAGACAAAAUGCAAGGUUAAUUGAUGGUGCCAGACACUUAAUUCUUGAGGCUGGCCAUCCAAGUCCAUUUAGUGUGAAAAUGUUUGAAGGAUGCAAGCAUUUUUCUAAGGCAAAUAAGUAUUUAAGUAGUCAUUUGAGAGGAGCAAUCGACUGGAAACUAUCCAAUUAA
This is a messenger RNA of Vittaforma corneae ATCC 50505, 885 nucleotides long. RefSeq names its product uracil-DNA glycosylase. NCBI's taxonomy places the organism in Eukaryota, Fungi, Microsporidia, Nosematidae. Gene Ontology annotation, molecular function: uracil DNA N-glycosylase activity. Gene Ontology annotation, biological process: base-excision repair; base-excision repair, AP site formation via deaminated base removal. The transcript has a single exon. Bases 1 to 885 code for a protein of 294 amino acids. Gene Ontology annotation, cellular component: mitochondrion; nucleus. The record is from RefSeq and is a predicted model, not a curated record.